Molecule: messenger RNA, 1092 nt
Organism: Penicillium maclennaniae
Lineage: Eukaryota; Fungi; Ascomycota; Eurotiomycetes; Eurotiales; Aspergillaceae
Product: alpha/beta hydrolase
Exons: 3
Coding region: 1-1092 (363 amino acids)
Molecular function (GO): hydrolase activity
Source: RefSeq, a predicted model, not a curated record
AUGGCCCAGUCAAAGUGUGAUCGUGGUGAUCCUGCCUUGCGCGCGUUUCGUGCGCAGGAAAUCCGACAACCGCUUCAUAAUUGCAUACCUGCAGAUCUUCUGCCCCGAUUUGACUCCGUAUACGUCGAGUACUACUACAAGUACAACGCUGGACGUCUGCAUACCCACGAAGUGCCGAUAGAGGACUAUCGUAAGGACCCGGCAAAGUACACGAUCUUCUACGGUAGUGAACCAGGGCCUGACGUCUUUCGCCUCACGGAACAGCAGUGUCCUGUUGAGGGGGGAAGGAUCACCAUUCGUAUUUUCGAGCCAGCACUAAAGCACGACGAUCAGGGUCAACCUCUAAAGAGAGCAGCCUAUGUCAAUUUCCACGGCGGCGGAUGGGUGUUUGGUGGUCUCAACACGGACCAUGAUUACUGCAAAAGACUUGUCCACGCCCUUGACGGGGAGAUGGUUGUUUUCGAUGUCGAUUACCGACUGUCGCCCGAGCAUCGUUUUCCUAUUCCCGUCGAUGACUGCUGGACGGCUUUCAACUGGAUCCGCUCCCAGAAAGCAGAAGAUUUCAAUCUCGAUCCAGAACGGUUCGCCGUAGGUGGACCAUCGGCUGGAGGUCAUCUCGCUGCCGUGGUCAGUCAUCUCUGUCGUAACGCGCAGAUACCUCUACGCCUCCAGAUCUUGAGCGUGCCAGUGUGUGACCUACAUAGUGUCUUUACACCAGAUGGCGAAUUCGACCGCGAGAAUUGUCCCUACGACUCCUACCGAGAGAUGGAGUUUACACCGGCACUUCCAACAGCUCGCAUGGCAUACUUCCAUAAACACUUUCUAGGAGUGCCCCGACCCGCGGCAUCCGCAGAGGACUGGAGAAUCUCGCCAAUGCUCGCUCCCAAUUUCCAUGACUUGGCCCCGGCGCUGGUCUCAACGGCAGAGCUGGAUCCUCUCCGCGAUGAGGGAGAAGUAUAUGCGGCCAAACUUGAGGAGGCAGGAAAUAGAGUAGAACUGUAUCGAUAUGCGGGCACACCGCAUACUUUCCCAUCCUGGAAGGAAUCCUGGAUAGUGGGCGACUGCACAGGGAGAGAGUGGUGGCAACGAUGA